Molecule: messenger RNA, 734 nt
Organism: Oryzias melastigma (Indian medaka)
Lineage: Eukaryota; Metazoa; Chordata; Actinopteri; Beloniformes; Adrianichthyidae
Gene: mis12
Product: MIS12 kinetochore complex component
Exons: 2
Coding region: 39-686 (215 amino acids)
Biological process (GO): mitotic cell cycle; kinetochore assembly; mitotic sister chromatid segregation
Cellular component (GO): nucleus; chromosome, centromeric region
Source: RefSeq, a predicted model, not a curated record
CCUCUCUGAAUUCCGUCACCAGAGAAGAAGAGUUGAAUAUGGCGCGGGAAGAAAAUCUUCCUUCCUCGUCUUUAAAACUUUACGAGACUCAGUUUUUCGGUUUUACUCCCCAGACAUGCAUGCUGCGUAUCUUCAGCGCCUUCCAGGACAGUCUCUACGACAUUUUACUCGUGGUGGAGAAAGUUUGCGUCAGGCAGCUGAGCAAAGGAGACUCGGGCGGGCCCGAUGAGGAGGCGCUCCGGGUCCAGGCCAGAGAGUGUAACCGUAAACUGCAGCAGUUCCUCGAGGAGCGCUUCAAGCAGCUGUUUGAGCGAAUGGAAGCUCUUCUGCUGAACAAGUGCUUCACAGUUCCUCAAAAUGUCCUUCUACCAGAGGACCAACCGCACAAAAACUAUCCUCAAGACUUACAGGAAGGGCUGAAGAUGGAGUCAACACUAGCUGACCUCCACAAAGCCUACCAGGCAGAAGUGUGCGCUAAACAGGCCCUGGAGGCUGAGCUGGAGGAGCAGAAGGAGGUGCAGAAACAGCUGGAAGGCAUCCUGACAUGGAUCCAGGAGCUCCAGGCAGCCUGGUCCAAGGAAGGUAAUGGGAACUUUCAGGAAAGCUUUCGCUUUGUGAUGGAGUCGGUCAACAAGCUACAGAAGGUCACCAAGAAAGUGCUCAUCUCCAGCAAAAAUUCUAAGUAGGCGGAUGUGGAAAAUGUAAAUAAACAACCUCCUGGAUGUAUUUCUCUA